Messenger RNA from Rotaria sordida, 1200 nucleotides. NCBI's taxonomy places the organism in Eukaryota, Metazoa, Rotifera, Eurotatoria, Philodinida, Philodinidae. The record is from the annotation of a GenBank genome assembly.
AUGUCGAAAGUUUUUGAAAUUUUCAAAAUUCUAUUUUAUAGUACCACACAGAAUACGAAUACCAAUAGAUGGGCUCGCAAUUCAUCGAAUGUUGAACCACUAAAACCAUGUAGAGAUGGUUUCGACUGUAUCCCACAUCAUAAUGGAAAUGCAGAGCAUAACGCACGUUAUUCGCAUCCUUGCCAAUGGUUAGAUUUAUGCCGUGAUAUAAAUGAGAAUGAACAUUCACGUCACUAUACACAUCCAAUAGAUGCUAUUGAUGUGUGCCAAUAUGGAACAGCUAAUUGUACAAAAUUAGGUGAUCCCGAACACCGUCGUACAUAUCGACAUGUUGGCCUGCCUUACCUUCUCGUACCAUGCAAAUAUGGUUCUCGAUGUGAAGAUCGAUCUACAGAACAUUUAAAGAAGUUUAAACAUCCACCCGACUUUUAUCAAGAAACUAAUUUUAAUACUGCAAGUAAUGUUUCAAAUACAAAACAAGAAUGUAGAUAUGGUGCCAAUUGUCGUGACCAAUCCGAUCCGACCCAUCGUGAUCGUUUUCAACAUCCUACAAAAACAUCAUCACUUUUUGUACCGGCUACUACUAGUAGUCAAUCAUCGAAUACGAACUCAAAUACUGCUCGUUCAUCGCGUUUUCAUAAUAUUCGCGGUGAUGAUGAUGAUAUUGAAAGAGAGCAUAAUAUUGGAGGUGCAAUGAAUUCAGGAAGAUCCAGUAUACAAGAUCAAACAACAAUAAAAAAUACGCACCAGGAUACUGUUUCAUCAUUUUCAAGUACAAAACAAGAAUGUAAAUAUGGUGCCAAUUGCCGUGACCAAUCCGAUCCGACACAUCUCGAUAAAGAACGAGUUAAAGUUCUUAUUCGUUCACAAGCUUUAAAGGAUAAAUAUCACUCUGAUGCUGUUAUUGUUACAUUUGAUUGUGGUCAAGGUAAUGUUACACAUAUGAUUUCACAUUUUUAUUUACAACGCUCCGAAACGGCUAAUGCUCGUCAUAAGAUGCCGGCUCAACAAUAUGCACAAGACAUUAAAGCAUCAGAUAAUAUUACCAAACUGAUUACUAAAGAUGGUCAAAAUCUGAAUUAUGCUCAAAUUCAAUCGUCAUCAACUUCAGCUCAAUUUGUUUAUAAUCUAAUUUCGAAUCGUCUUAACUCGACAAAUAAAUCGACUUCAUCAACAAAUAGUCGAAAAGAUUUUCAAUAA